Messenger RNA from Lichtheimia ornata, 234 nucleotides. RefSeq lists its product as uncharacterized. The transcript has 2 exons. Bases 1 to 234 code for a protein of 77 amino acids. The record is from RefSeq and is a predicted model, not a curated record. Lineage: Eukaryota; Fungi; Mucoromycota; Mucoromycetes; Mucorales; Lichtheimiaceae.
AUGAACGAUUAUCCAACAAUCGACCUAAACUGGUGCACCUAUUGUGACAAUGCCAUUUCACCAUUGUCGGAAUCGCUUUAUUGUAGUGAAAAAUGUUUACGUGCAGAUGCCUUGCGCAAACAUCCGUCACGGGGCUACACCUGGCAUGAGUUUGACGAUUUCUUGAGACGACCCAAAGAAUGCCAAAUGAUGCUGUUCAGGCCUUUGGAUCUCUUAGCUACUGCCACUCGAUAA